CCUAACCAUUCAUUCAUUCAUUCAAAGUUCAAACCCAGUCACAUGGAACCAAAACCCCCGUCAAUUUCUCGCCUCUCUCCUGAACUACCACUGCUCUGCGCCCAAUCUCAUCACCAACUGUAGUAGAAUCAGCAUUGUUCAGUUGAGUUAAGUGGGUCUAUUAAAGAUCGCCAAUGUCUGCAGUGGCGGCUCUUACACAUGGGCCUUCUUUGCGACCAAGUUUGCCGACUACCCUUUUCUUUAAUCGACCAAAUUUGAAGCAUUCAAGCUGUUUCAGUGCUCGUCGCAGAGUAUUGUUCUCGGAGGAAGCGAAGCUUGUAAAUGUAACCCGUUUCUUCAAAUCCUCGAGUUCCCGGAUCAGAAGCUCUCAGCAUGAGGAUGCAGAAUCUUAUGAGGCUGCAGGAUCUGGAGUUGCUCGAGAGGGACAAGAUCAGGUUGUUGGCGAGGUAUUAAAAAAUCAUGAAAGUAAAACUGCUGGUAAAGAAGGUUCAUUCCUGGCAAAGUUAGCAAUUGCCCUGGGCAUAGCUGCAACAGUGACACUAGUAUCUGUCAGCCUGAAGCAGCCUGCUCAUGGAUCAUCACUUGGAAUUCAGCUUCUGGCUGAUGGUUCAUCCUCUUCCACUUUAGCUGCAUCCUCUUCGGGCUUCACUUUUAAAGCUUUUGGAUACAAAGUUGUACUUCCCGCUUAUGCCCCAGGAUGGAUCUACUUUUGGUUACUCAUGGCUGCUGGCUGUGGGCUUUUCAUUAGUGAAGAGGCUUUAAAUAUUUGGGUUGGAAUCUCCUUAGCACGGUUGUUAUCUUUGGAUGGGACAUGGAAGUCAUUUGUUGCAUCAUUCUCCAGUAAUGGUCCGUACAUAAUAUCUACAGUUCUGUGGGUAUACUGGGGAGUUUGUAUAAGUGAUAUGGUACCAUUUUACCUUGGGAAGCUCUUUAGGCAGUCUGGAGCAUCCGAUGAUGUUUGUUCAAAGUUAGGGAUUGGUAAAGAGAAAGCACUGAGCAUUACACGGAUUGUGCAAAGAUAUGGAAAUCUCGCAGGUUUCGUUGAACGAUUUUCCUUCGGAGUGAGAAAUCCAACAGCUUUCCUAGCGGGGGUGAUGGACAUUUCUCCAGAUUGUUUCUUUGCCGGUGUCUGUUGUGGUGGCUUACUAACCCUUCCACUCCAGUUGGGGAUUGGGUUUUUGUUGAGAGAACGCCCUGUAUUCGCAUUGGCUACUGUUGCAACAGUAGUGGGAGUUUGGACUGUCUUCCCAUAUGCAGUGGCUGCUUCAACAGCAUUAUUCCUAUAUCUGAGACGCCGCUACUCUAGCUAGUCCUGGCUAGAUUUUCUGUACGACACACACAAGUCCUUGAGAAUGGAGAAGUUAGAAGCUAUCGAAAUUCGUACAUACAGAGGAUUACGAAAAUACAGUUAGAAGCUAUCGAAUUACGGCCUUCUUUUGGGGUUUUACAUAUGGGAAGCCCUUAUAGGAACCUACUUAGAAUAUACACCAGCGUAUAGAUAAUUCAAUACUGCCCUUUUAGUGAGGCAAGUUGCACCUUAUCCGUUGCAAAUUAAAUCUUGUUAUUCUUUGUAAUAGAGACUCGACUCGAACCCCCUACCCCUCUACGUUUUCACUUUGGAAGGAGAAAAGAUACCACUAGGUCAUGGGACCUUGGUGAAUAGCUAUACGUGGUUGCGUAGUUCGGUUUCUCUUUAUACUAAGGUAUGCGUAUACCAUAGAUACAUUUCCAACAUUGCCUCCAACAAGGCUUGAACACUCAACCUUCCUGAGAAUAUACCUGGUUAAUGUUCCUAGGUUAAUUUUAUAUGACUAGUUCAACCGUUCUUUAUACAUUUAAUGUCUUGCCUUUCCUCUUUGGUACAUUUGUGAUGUAAUAAAUAAUGAAAAAAAGUAGAUAUUUGGAAAUUGAAAACAAUGUGAGAUUCAUUUAUGCU
This is a messenger RNA of Cornus florida, 1936 nucleotides long. RefSeq lists its product as uncharacterized. Bases 174 to 1310 code for a protein of 378 amino acids. The record is from RefSeq and is a predicted model, not a curated record. NCBI's taxonomy places the organism in Eukaryota, Viridiplantae, Streptophyta, Magnoliopsida, Cornales, Cornaceae. The transcript is spliced from 10 exons.